AUGGCGUCCGUCGCGAAGAAGCGUCGACGCGCGGUGCUUCGUUUCCAACAACGCAGAGUUUUCCUUAGGGAGAGGUUGUGUAAGAAACCUUCGCCGCAGGCGGCACAGCGUGCUGGACGCCGCGCAGCUGAUGAAAAAGCGCAUGAGAAUUCGACCAAGCCCCGCAGUUCUGCACUUACAACAACGUUCGAUGCAAUCAACGAUGCAUUGAACUUGAUCCAGGAAGCGCAGCGUGCGACACAGGUCACGUUGGACGGUGCCGCUUCGGCUGCGCGGGCAGCGAGUCGCGGGUCCGAGCUAGGGUGGCGCGUAGGCACGCGCGGGACAGUGCCUGUGCGUUCGUCUGAGCACGAUGCGCGGGCCAGUUUGGACCCUAUCCAAGCUCUUAUGAAUUCGGAACGCUUUCGUGUGGACCCAUUCAGAGCGUUGACUGAAACGCUACAAACGCGGGACUGA
Cyanidioschyzon merolae strain 10D is the source of this 456-nucleotide messenger RNA. RefSeq lists its product as hypothetical. The transcript has a single exon. The record is from RefSeq and is a predicted model, not a curated record. NCBI's taxonomy places the organism in Eukaryota, Rhodophyta, Bangiophyceae, Cyanidiales, Cyanidiaceae. Bases 1 to 456 code for a protein of 151 amino acids.